AUGGUGGACGAGGCGGGGGUGACCGCAUUUCUCGACACAAAUCCCGAGUUCCUGGAGCGCUACGUGACUUCCUCAGCCGUCAGCCGCGAGGCGUUCAGCCGCUGGGGCCAGCAGCGCCGACGCGCACAGCGCGGCGACUCGCUCCGCAGCUUCGAGUUACCCUCCACCCCGUGGACGAAUCGAGACCUCAGCAGCCGGCGGCGCAUACUGCUCGAUCAUGGUGACCAGACGCUGCGCCUCCUCUACGAGCUGACCGCAUGUUGUGGCCAACUUGUCGGCAUGGCCAGCGAAAUGCUCGAGCUGGUGGUGCACAACGACGAGGGCGCAUUCGUCGUCUACAAGAGCCGCACCGAGCAGCAGUUCAAGCUCAAGAAGCAGAGCAAAAAGAACUCGGCGAAGACGCCCGCCUACGUGCAGAUGCUCACCGAUUGUGCUGGGAAUUCGUUGGGGGAAAUCUGCUUCUACUCGCCGCUAACGGCCCGCGAUCGGCAGAUGCUGAACGCCCUGUGCUGCUGGGGCGCGGCGGUGCUGCACUAUGCACAGAUGGCCACCCAUUUUGCCUCCGAGGGCACCCUGUUCGACUCGUUCACCCGCCAGCGCAAGCUCUCCUCCUUCCUCCUCGACGUCGCCAAGUCCAUCUUCCAAGACAUUGUCAGCAUGGACGCCGUCAUCCUGAAGGUGAUGAACUACGCGCAGAAGUUGGUGUCCGCCGAGCGUGCCUCCCUAUUUCUCGUCGACUCCAAGACGGAGGAGCUGUACGCGCGGAUUUUUGACGUGGGGCAGGGAACGGACGAACACGUCAAGAUCAACAAGGACGGGCAGAAGGAGAUAAGAUUCCCAAUGUCAAAAGGCAUCGCCGGUGUUGUCGCCGCCACCGGCCAGGGGCUGAACAUCGAAGAUGCGUACACAGACCCCCGCUUCAACAAGGACAUUGACGAGCGCACGGGUUACCGUACCCGUUCCAUCCUGUGCAUGCCCAUCUUCAUCCGCCAUCACGUCAUUGGUGUCGUCCAGAUGGUGAACAAGACCGACGGAAUCUUCAACAAGAGCGACGAGGAUGCAUUUGAGAUGUUUGCCGUCUACUGUGGGUUGGCGCUGCACCACGCCAAGCUGUACGACAAGAUCAGGAGGAGCGAGCAGAAAAAUCGUGUCGCCCUCGAAGUCCUCGCCUACCACUCGGUGUGCAACCGCGACGAGGUGGCCAAGCUGAAGAAGAUCACGCUCAGGGAUCGCAUUGAGGAGCUGGAGACGUACGACUUCAACGGGAUGCGCCUGUCCGAGUUGGAGAAGCCGCUGUACGCCGUCUACAUGUUCAAGCACUUGUUCCACGAGACAAUCCCGUUCGAGUAUGAUGACCUGGUGCGCUUCGUGCUGACGGUGCGGAAGAACUAUCGGAGGGUGGCAUAUCACAAUUGGGCACAUGGCUGGUCCGUCGCGCACGCCAUGUACGUCCUGCUGCACCAGAACCGCGAGCUGUUCACCCCGCACGAAGCCCUCGCCCUGUACGUCUCCUGCCUGUGCCACGACCUCGACCACCGCGGCAAGAACAACGCCUACAUGCGCGACAUGGCAACGCCGCUCGCCUCGAUCUACUCGACGUCCGUCAUGGAGCACCACCACUUCAACCAGACUGUCACCAUACUCCAGCAGGAAGGUCACAACAUCCUCCGUUCGCUGACGUCGGCCGAGUACAAGUCGGUGCUGGGGCUGAUCAAGCACUGCAUCCUGGCCACCGACUUGGCGCUGUUCUUCCCGAAUAAGUGGGUCGGAAGUAGA
Molecule: messenger RNA, 1776 nt
Organism: Mesorhabditis spiculigera
Lineage: Eukaryota; Metazoa; Nematoda; Chromadorea; Rhabditida; Rhabditidae
Source: the annotation of a GenBank genome assembly